CAAUGAUUGGAUUUUCUUCCUCGUCUUGGAAGAUAUUUCGAAUGCUUUUCCUGUUUGCGCGUCGUGAUGUCUAUUCGGAGUAUUUUGGUUCUGAAAAAAAAAAGCUAGCCGAAGACAUUGAGUUGUUUCCUGAUAGUUUAAAAGGAAGCGCGUUAAAGAUGUGUUUUUGGUUCAUAUGUGGAAGAUUUAGCGUACUGGGUUGAGUGGAGAGAAGGAUGCCUAUAGAUAGUAGUGAUUCCUUUCUGGGUCGAUAUGCAGAUUUCUCCUUAAGGCAGGCUGGUGUGGAUUCGUUAGCUUACAAUGAGUUUGGUUGAUAUCCAGUUGAUGGAGGUUGGAGAAUAUUGGAUUUAUGGAAUGCGGGAAGAUAGAAGCUUGAAGUUGCUCAAUACAAUGACAACCGUCCCAUGUAGAAACAUUCUAGUGCCUCAAUUUGGACUGCAACCUCAAGUAAUAUUAAGAAGUGCAUCUCCAGGAGUCAAGAUCUGUUUUUCUUACACGGCGCUCACACUCCAAACUGGUCUUACAUCAAGGAACAGUCUGUCAUCGUCACGAGCCAGUUUUCUUGGUCAAAUAUCUUCAUCUGCUCUGUACAAUUCCAGCCCACACCUAAAUACUAGGCGUAAUAGGAGGGCAGAAAUUGUCGUUAGAGCUGAAUCUGAUUUCUAUUCUAUCCUUGGUGUCUCAAGAAAUGCAAGUAAAUCCGAAAUAAAAAGUGCAUACAGGAAGCUUGCUAGGAGUUAUCAUCCUGAUGUCAAUAAAGAAUCAGGAGCAGAGCAAAAGUUUAAGGAGAUUAGUAAUGCAUAUGAGGUUUUAGCUGAUAAUGAAAAAAAGUCUCUGUAUGAUAAGUACGGAGAAGCAGGCCUCAAAGGUGCUGACAUGGGCAUGGGGGAUUUCAACAAUCCAUUCGAUCUAUUUGAGUCAUUAUUUGAAGGCAUGGGUGGGAUGGGUGGAACGAGAGGUGCUCGCAACAGACCUAUGCAAGGUGAUGACGAGGGUUAUAAUCUUGUCCUAAAUUUCAAAGAUGCAAUUUUUGGUGUUGAGAAAGAUAUAGAAGUUACAAGGCUAGAAAGUUGUGGAACAUGCAAUGGAUCUGGUGCCAAACCAGGUACAAAGACACGCAAAUGCAGAACUUGUGGAGGUCAAGGUCAGGUCGUCUCUUCUGCAAGGACACCACUGGGUGUAUUCCAGCAGGUCAUGACUUGUUCAACUUGUGAUGGUACGGGUGAAUACUCUACCCCAUGCAGCACCUGCAACGGGGAUGGCUGUGUGAGGAAGACAAAGAAAAUUAGUCUGAAGGUGCCACCAGGAGUUGACUCUGGUAGCCGGCUGAGGGUCCGGUCGGAGGGGAAUGCUGGAAGGAGAGGUGGUCCUCCCGGUGACCUUUAUGUCUUCAUCGAAGUUCGCUCAGAUCCUGUGCUUAAAAGGGAGGGAACCAACAUUCUUUAUGAUUGCAAGGUAUCCUACAUUGAUGCUAUCUUAGGGACUACCAUGAAUGUUCCUACAGUGGAUGGAUCAAUAGAUCUGAAGAUUCCAGCUGGGACGCAGCCAGGUUCAACUUUGGUAAUGGCCAAAAAGGGUGUCCCUUACCUCGGUAAGCGAAACAACCGGGGAGAUCAGUUGGUUCGAGUGCAGGUGGAAAUUCCAAAGAGAUUAAGCAGUGAGGAAAGAAAGUUGAUCGAGGAGCUUGCGGACCUAAACAAGUCCAAGACAGCAAACAGUCGGAGAUAGAAGAUUGUUUGCCAUUUAUUGCUACCAUUAGUCUUCCUGUCCCUCAGAGUGGAAGAACAUCUCUAUAGGAACGUUGAUCACCAAGAGAAUUAGGGGGGUUACACAGUAUCUAUUAUUUAGAGAUCACCAACUCCGAGCACUGUUGGAGGCAUCACCAUGUUGACGAGAUCUUAUCCUAAUAUGUCGACGAGGAUAUCCUUAAGCCACUUAUAUGAUGAUUCUUAAGAUCUUACAUUACAAUUUUGUAUGAUUUGAUAUUAAAGUCGGGGAACACUCCCGCCAUGAAACAUGUAUUAGCAAUACUCUUCUAUAGUCGGCUACAUAGUUUUUCCUUCUGUUGAGAUCUAAACUUAAGAUUUAUUGGCUUGUAUAAAUUUGAAGCAGUUUCUUGAAUGAAACUGAUCAAAUGAAAUCUUCCAUAAUUAUGGACC
Molecule: messenger RNA, 2159 nt
Organism: Zingiber officinale
Lineage: Eukaryota; Viridiplantae; Streptophyta; Magnoliopsida; Zingiberales; Zingiberaceae
Product: chaperone protein dnaJ A7A, chloroplastic-like
Exons: 8
Coding region: 301-1728 (475 amino acids)
Biological process (GO): protein refolding; response to heat
Cellular component (GO): cytoplasm
Molecular function (GO): heat shock protein binding; ATP binding
Source: RefSeq, a predicted model, not a curated record